Molecule: messenger RNA, 2976 nt
Organism: Aedes aegypti (yellow fever mosquito)
Lineage: Eukaryota; Metazoa; Arthropoda; Insecta; Diptera; Culicidae
Gene: Tps1
Product: alpha,alpha-trehalose-phosphate synthase [UDP-forming]
Exons: 5
Coding region: 351-2792 (813 amino acids)
Biological process (GO): trehalose biosynthetic process
Cellular component (GO): alpha,alpha-trehalose-phosphate synthase complex (UDP-forming); cytosol
Molecular function (GO): catalytic activity
Source: RefSeq, a predicted model, not a curated record
UAUCAGCUCUCGGAGCACUCGGUCGGAAGUCAGUUGAAUCUCAACUGCUUCAGGGGCAGCAUCCUCUCGUAGGCAGCCAAGAUAUAGACUACCCUAAAUCUUAUCUCCAAGGACUCUUAGCUAGUUUGUGUUAAGUUUUUUUUUAAUUCGUUCUCUGUGUACUGUGAAUUUUUUUUAACACAAAAAGAAAAUUAGUGAUAUUUUUUCGAUAACAAUUCGUAAGCACAUGUGAAAAUUAUGUGUCUUCUAGAAACACGUUUGUGAUACAAACAAUCGGACUACAGUGAUCGUGUAAUAAUUUAAUCGUGCGUCGUUUGAUAACCCUAAACGAACCAGAAGAAAAGUUCACAAUGACCUCCAAUUGUGAGAUCACGGUCACGAGCCCACAGGAGGCCCAGACCAAGAGCAGUAUCAUCGUGGUGUCCAAUCGGUUACCGUUCGUGCUCAAACGAGACCCCAAGAGUGGUCAGCUCAGCCGCAACGCUAGCGCUGGCGGUUUGGUAACAGCGGUAGCUCCAGUCGUCAUCAAGGGCAGAGGUCUUUGGGUCGGAUGGUCUGGCAUCACGCUGUCCGAUAAGGACGAAAUCCCCGAAUCGGAUCCUUCGGAUCGCACACCUACCGCAGGACUUCUUUCGGAUCAGGUCGUAUCGGUCAAUGUAGAACCGGUGCUGUUCGACAGCUAUUACAAUGGAUGCUGUAAUGGAACCUUCUGGCCACUGUUCCAUUCGAUGCCUGGCCGGGCUACAUUCAAUGCAGAAAACUGGAGUGCAUACUACCAGGUAAAUAAGGAAUUUGCCACCAAAACCGUUGAAGCGUUAGAGAGAUGCUUGAAGCAAAAGAAGAACCCAGGUGUGCCAAUCGUGUGGAUUCACGAUUAUCAUUUGAUGCUGGCUGCAAAUUGGGUUCGCGAGGAAGCUGACGAAAAAAAUCUACCAUGCCACAUAGCGUUCUUCCUGCACAUUCCGUUCCCACCGUGGGAUAUCUUCCGCCUGUUCCCAUGGUCGGAUGAAAUUCUGCAAGGAAUGCUGGCCUGUGACAUGAUCGGUUUCCACAUUCGAGAUUAUUGCUUGAAUUUCGUAGACUGCUGCCAACGAAACCUAGGUUGCCGAGUCGACCGUAAAAACCUACUCGUUGAGCACGGAGGCAGAUCCGUACGCGUUCGACCUCUGCCUAUUGGAAUCCCCUUCGACAGAUUCGUCGAAUUGGCCAAAAAGGCGAAACGUGUGCUCAGAACCAAUCAGAAGAUCAUCCUCGGUGUAGAUCGACUGGACUACACCAAAGGAUUGGUUAAUCGCCUUAAGGCUUUCGAAGUACUUCUGGAGAAACAUCCAGAACAUCGAGAGAACGUAAGCAUGCUGCAAAUUUCGGUUCCUUCACGUACGGAUGUCAAGGAAUAUCAAGAACUAAAAGAAGAGAUGGAUCAGCUUGUUGGAAGGAUAAACGGUCGAUUCACCACGGCCAACUGGUCCCCAAUUCGGUAUAUUUAUGGCUGUGUUGGCCAGGAAGACUUGGCCGCUUUCUACCGGGAGGCUUCCGUCUGUCUCGUGACACCACUUCGCGAUGGAAUGAAUUUGGUCGCGAAGGAGUUCGUCGCCUGUCAGAUCAAUGAACCACCAGGCGUUCUGAUAGUAUCGCCUUUUGCCGGAGCAGGAGAGACCAUGCAUGAGGCUCUGCUAUGCAAUCCUUAUGAAAUCGAAUCCGCAGCAGAGGUGAUACAUCGGGCCUUGACCAUGCCCGAAGACGAACGAUCGCUACGAAUGGGUCGCAUGAGAAGGCGAGAAAUGCAACAGGACGUCAACAGCUGGAUGAGGCAGUUCCUCAAAGCCAUGGAUUCGCUGGAAGAAGAUGAAAUCGGUACAACGACGAUGCAUCCGGUCACAGUGGACGAUUUCGACGAUUACCUGCUGAAUUACGUCGGAUUCAACCACAAACUGGCCCUGCUGCUGGAUUACGAUGGUACCCUGGCCCCAAUUGCACCCCAUCCGGAUUUGGCAACCCUACCACCAGAGACCAAGAACGUACUUCAGCGAUUGUCCAAUCACUCGGACGUGUACGUUGCCGUCAUCUCCGGUCGAAACGUGGACAACGUCAAGGCCAUGGUCGGCAUCGAAGGUAUCACCUACGCUGGAAACCACGGUUUGGAGAUUCAACACCCGGAUGGAAGCAAGUUUAUCCACCCGAUGCCAAUGGAGUACGAGGGUAAAAUGACCAAACUGCUCAAGGCCUUGCAGGAAGAGGUCUGUCAUCACGGAGCAUGGGUUGAGAACAAAGGCGCUUUGCUGACAUUCCACUACCGUGAAACACCGAACGAGCUACGAGCUGAACUGGUCUCCAAGGCACGCCAAUUGAUCACGGACAAUGGAUUCAGUGUCACCGAGGCGCAUUGCGCCGUAGAGGCCAAACCUCCGGUCCAGUGGAACAAGGGUCGGGCUUCCAUCUACAUCCUCCGGACGGCGUUCGGUGUGGAUUGGAGCGAACGAAUCAAGAUCAUCUACGCGGGAGAUGACGUCACUGAUGAAGAUGCCAUGAUGGCCCUCAAAGGUAUGGCAGCCACGUUCCGCGUCACGAACGCCCAGAUAGUCAAGACCUCGGCCGAGCGGCGUUUACCCUCGACGGAUUCCGUCCUGACGAUGCUCAAGUGGGUCGAGCGGCACUUUAUGCGCCGCAAGCCCCGAUCCAACAGUCUGACCUACAAGAACCGCAAGAAGGACUGCGUCAAGAUGCAGCUGGCGUUCGAACUGGUUCCGAGUCCAAACCACAGUGCCGCCAACAGCUCCGACGAGCGGGAUUAGGCGCCACUGGCAACUCACUCGAUGAUGUUUUAGCAAAAGCAAUUUAGUGUCUUAAUCUAGGGUUAUUUAAAUAGUGCUAGGUUUUUAUAAACGCACACAAGUGAAAUAUGAUUUUGCUUUCUGUUUUACUGUUUUCGAAUGUUUCUCUUACUGUGAGAUUAUUUAAAUAAAAAGUUGAAUUUUA